This is a messenger RNA of Salmo salar (Atlantic salmon), 1313 nucleotides long. RefSeq lists its product as uncharacterized. Lineage: Eukaryota; Metazoa; Chordata; Actinopteri; Salmoniformes; Salmonidae. The record is from RefSeq and is a predicted model, not a curated record. Gene Ontology annotation, cellular component: membrane.
UCCAACCACAACCUAACCAUCUCCUCUGACCCACACAGGAAAUGGCCUUCAGCCCUAUACUGUGUAGGGUUCUAACUUCAGUAACCACAUCCUUGUACACAGGAAGUAGACACGAGUAUGCCAUUUAUGCUCUAGAGGCUCUGCAAUGGGAGACUGUGUGCUCUCUGUAGCCAUGGCAUUAGAGCAACAAUGUUGUGAUUCAACGUAAAGACCGGCGAUGACGUUUUGUGUAACAUAGAAAAACCCAUGGUUGCACUGGUGUGAGAAGAGCGACAGAGAGAGGGAUACAAGGGAAAGGGGGAUGCCUAGUCAGUUGUACAACUAGGCUAUAGUGCAUCGUUCAACAGUUGUGAUUGAAAGAGGAAACGGGCACCAGUGGUCCUAUCUGACAGAUUUCAUAGGAUCAGCUUCAAAUGAAGCCCCAUCAUAUCACAGUCUUCCUCGCUCUCCAGCUCCUCUCCAUAGAGGUCCCAGAGGUGUUGGCUGAGACAAGGACAGCCUUUGAAGGUCAGUCCAUCAUUUUGACCUUACCUAGUGAGCAGAUUGAACCUCAAAGUCAGGUUGAAUGGAGAUAUAGCCAACCUGGAAAAAAUAAGCUGCUGUCUAUAGUACAAUUUAACAAAGAUGGUGACCACAAGACAACCAUCUUUAACAACCGGACGCAGAUCCAGAAUAAUGGAUCUCUGAGUAUCCAGGGUCUCCGUCAGGGAGAUUCAGGGGAUUACACCUGCAGUGUGGUCUCCACAGGCAGAACCAUCCAGACAUACAUUGUUACUCUGAAUGUGCUGGGGGAGAGGGAAUCACACCCAACUGUCAGUGUCAUCUCAGAUUCACAGAACGUGACUACAACCAACACUUCAUCUAGCACCUCAGAUGUACCAGUUGGUGGGGAAACAGGGGUAGCACUGUGGAUUAUCAUCACAGCGGGUGGAUGCUCAGCAGUGUUUCUUACUAGUGUGCUAGCUGUGGUUGCAUUUCAAUGGAGAACGAGGCAAAGAUCCAGCACAGAUGAACCUGUCUAUAGUAAUACCUCCUACAUCAGACAUGGGCACUGUCAUGUCAGGGACUCCUGCCAAUCACGUUAACACUCCGGGAGUUACCAGAGCAACGACACAUCCUAGCGCAGGAAGGGGGAUGAUAGGAGAAAUGUCUUGAGCGAUAAGGAUGAGAGGGAAAGGAGAGGAAAAGAUGUAGAGAGAAUAAGAGAGGGAUGCAUUUCCAGCUUGAAGGUGGAGAGCAAGAACAAGUAAUAGGGUGAGAUCAGAGAUGCAUGAGAGGAACUUAAUUAAAUGUCUGGUUUCAAUAAACAAUUG